Messenger RNA from Rosa rugosa (rugosa rose), 1392 nucleotides. Its product is annotated as cold-regulated protein 27. The record is from RefSeq and is a predicted model, not a curated record. Bases 185 to 928 code for a protein of 247 amino acids. The transcript has 5 exons. Lineage: Eukaryota; Viridiplantae; Streptophyta; Magnoliopsida; Rosales; Rosaceae. Gene Ontology annotation, biological process: regulation of circadian rhythm; response to cold.
CGGGAAGGCCCCAUGACACGUGGAAAAGGCGUGACAACUGUACCGUCCUUUUGUUCCCAUCACCGCCCCUCCAAUUAAAACCUUUAUAUUCAUUUUCUCUAUUUCAUCUCACCGUCUUUCUUCUUCAUUCUUCGUCGUCUUUGUCUUUCUCAGAUCAUCUGAGUUUUUGAAAAAAAAUAAAAAGAUGGAGAAUUUGAGAGUAAAAGAGUUGCAGAUUUCUGGGUUAAGGGGUGGUGAGAGACCACAUGAAGUGGACCCUCCUUCGGAAUUGGGUACUCCGGCCGCAACAGAAACUAUGUCUAUUGAAUGGACAGAUGAGAAACACAGUAUGUACCUAAAAUCUAUGGAAGCAUCGUUUGUUAACCAGUUGUAUAACUCCAUGGAUACACGUGGUCGGCACAAGGGGAACUUGUCACAUAUAAAAUCAUCCAAGCAACCCCAAUUCAAUUCUCGUGCUGCUUCUGGCCAGUUUAAGGUACUUCGAGGUGGCUGCUGGCAGAAAAUCAAUUUUGGAAGAGGUGAAGCUGAAGUAAAUAAGUCAGAUCAACCUUGUGGUGAUCUUCUGGCAAAUCCGUGGAUCCUGCACUUCAGAUCCACCUGCAAGCCAAAAGAUGUUGAAUCUCCUAUUCUCCAAGAACAGGCUGCGGCUAUAUGUGAAGAAGUUGAUUCAAGUUUGAAGAAAGAAAUUACUUCUGCACCAGCUACUUGUUCGAAGCAGUUUAAUGUAUCUCACUCUCAUUUGAUGCAUCAGGAUAUGGUUGGCGGCAACACAGAGGUGUCAGACCAAAACUUCGCUGAUGAAGAUAUCAAAGAGAAAAAGGCCAUUACUUCAUGCAAUUCUAAGAGGAUGAAAGCUCUUAUACUUCAAGCCUCAAGUAACGAUCAGGUUGUUCCAUUCAGAAAGCCUGCUGAUACUGAAGAUAGAUAACUAAGAGCUUUAUUUCUGCAGCUUCAUGAAGGGAGAGUCUGUAAAAGAAAGCAGAUGGAUUGUCUGGUCACCUUCUAACAUAGUGAUGACACUAGUGACCAAGUUUUGAAGUGAUGCCUGCGUGCAAUCAUACAUUACUGUCUGUGUGUCAGAGAGAGAGAGAGAGAGAUUCAGUCGAGGAAUUCGUUCAUAUGUUUUGGGUGUAAAUAGGAUUGGCAUCAGGAGAAUGGGUGGCAGAAUGUGCCGUUAUUACGCCAGUACAGUUUUAGGGUUUAUUAUCAUUACUGUUUUGGUUAAAACGAUGUAGUAUCUCAUUAUUAGGUAGCGGAGUAUAGAAAUGCUGCUGAUUCAGAUUGUCUACCGCAGAGGAGAUAUCUUGCUGCUAAGCCAGGAUGAUACCAUUGUAGUACUGAUUUUGUGGAUAGCCACAACAUGCAUAGUGUGCUCGAGUUUCUUUUCUGAGA